Trichomonas vaginalis G3 is the source of this 1218-nucleotide messenger RNA. Its product is annotated as phage tail repeat-like family. The transcript has a single exon. The coding region runs from base 1 to 1218 and encodes 405 amino acids. NCBI's taxonomy places the organism in Eukaryota, Parabasalia, Trichomonadida, Trichomonadidae. The record is from RefSeq and is a predicted model, not a curated record.
AUGUCAAAUGAAACAGCGUCUAUGAGAGAAAUACAACACAACCGACAACUCAUUAUACAAGCUCUAAAUAAGAACACAACAAACUUUUCAAACUAUUCUAAGAUAUCUGAGUCAUUGAAAGAAGGAAACUUAAAACUGACAUUAAACCCAAUGACAGAUGAGUUUCUGUUUCAAGACAAUAAGAACCAUACUGUCUGUAUAAAUCCAACAAAAGGAACUUUAAACGAGAAACCUAUAAAUGAACUUCUUUUGAAAGCAGAUGUUGGCAACAAAGCUGACAAAGAAUAUGUAGAUGCAACAAGAGACUAUAUUCUCGCAUGGACAGAUAGAACAUACCCACAAAAACAUCAUACACAUAACAUCUAUGACGUAGAUGAACUACCAGCAAUGUUAGAUGACAAAGCUGACAAAACAUAUGUUGACAAUAAAAUGUCAAGUGAAGUGACAAGAGCUGACAAAGAAUAUUCUAAAAAGACUCAUACACAUACCAUUGCAAAUAUUACAAACUUACAAGAAACCUUAAACAAGAAAAGUGACGUUGGACAUACACAUAGCUUCUUCUCAAAUGUUGGUAUAGAAAGUAUUUUAGGAACGAUUGAAGAAACUGGUGGGGGUGGAUUAUAUUUUAAACCUCCUAACUUUCCAGAAGGUUUAACAUCGGAUAAAGACAUUAGAUGUAGAAAUGUCUAUGUCAUGGAGGAUGAAAAAAAAGUUAAAUUCACUGCUCAAGAUUUAUAUGAUAAAAAAGCUGACAAAACAGAGCUUCAAACGUUAAAGACAGAAAUACUUCAAACAGUAUAUCCUAUAGGUUCUAUUUACACGUCAAUGAACUCUACCAAACCAGAAGUAGUACUUGGUUUUGGAACUUGGACUCAAAUAGUCGACAGGUUUUUGUAUUGUGCAAACUCUUCAAAGGAAACAGGUGGAAGUAAAACGAUUUCAGGUGCAAAUUUACCUGCGCACAGUCACUACAUAAAUUUAAGUACAUCUGAAGCAGGUUUGCAUAGUCAUAGAUUUUGGGAUUGGUCAGGAAUGACAAAAGGUAAAGGAUAUGAUGUUAAAGAGGACGUUAAGUUUGCUAUAAAUUGUUACUGGAGUAACACUGAGGUAGGAGGAAGCCAUACACAUCGCGUUUCAGGGUAUACGCAAACAACGGGACAAAGUAAAGAAUACAUGCCACCUUACAUGACAGUUUACGCAUGGUAUAGAAAUGCUUAG